This is a messenger RNA of Pyricularia grisea, 180 nucleotides long. RefSeq lists its product as uncharacterized. The coding region runs from base 1 to 180 and encodes 59 amino acids. NCBI's taxonomy places the organism in Eukaryota, Fungi, Ascomycota, Sordariomycetes, Magnaporthales, Pyriculariaceae. The record is from RefSeq and is a predicted model, not a curated record. The transcript is spliced from 2 exons.
AUGCCGUGUGCACAGGCGCCCCUUGCCCGUGUGAAAAGGAAAGACGUGGUACUAGAAAACUGGAGACUGGAGACCGCCGUCUGGAUCCGGCAGUGCCACCGCUCCACAAACCCUGAUACGGCGGCCGAUGUUGACUGGUACUACAUUAUGUAUGCUUUCAGAGGCAGGUUAGACACAUAG